Messenger RNA from Zychaea mexicana, 1401 nucleotides. RefSeq lists its product as uncharacterized. Gene Ontology annotation, molecular function: oxidoreductase activity, acting on the CH-CH group of donors, NAD or NADP as acceptor. NCBI's taxonomy places the organism in Eukaryota, Fungi, Mucoromycota, Mucoromycetes, Mucorales, Lichtheimiaceae. The transcript has 4 exons. Bases 259 to 1299 code for a protein of 346 amino acids. The record is from RefSeq and is a predicted model, not a curated record.
UGGUGUCAGCGUGAGAAGUAAAAGGGAAACAAAUCAUGCCGUCAAAAAGCUGGACUUUAGGAUCGGUCAAAAUUACGAUAAUCGAUCAUCCAAAAACACUUGGUCAGCAGAAUCCAAUGCACGCAUUUCGCAAUCCGCAACACAGCUGCUGCAAAAACGUGCCUAAAACAAAGAAUUGCUGUUUAUUCAACAGAAUCCCCAGCUACGUCGGAGUAACCAAUUCUAGCGCUCUCUUUCUGCUUUUGCAAACUUUUCCAUAUGGUCACCAACAACACGCAAAUUCUCUUCCAACAAGUGCCAGGUAAAACCUAUGUGCCUGGUCAGGAUCUUGCUGCUGCCCAGUCUACCAUAGACCUACAUGCUCCUUUGCAGGAAGGCGAAUUUAUUCUGAAAAAUCUCGUGCUCUCCGUUGAUCCUUAUAUGCGUCUCUAUAUGGCAACUGGCGCUCUGCAGCCUGGAAACAUCAUGGCUGGUAACACGAUGAGUGUCGUGCUCCGAUCCAACAACCCGGAUUUCCAAAAGGACGACCUAGUAUACGGUUUGAUUGCCAAGGGCCGCUUCGAACAGUAUUCUCUUGUUACGGCCGAAUAUGCAAAGAUCGCAUACCAGGUGCGAAACCAGCCUAAACAAACCGGUCUGCCGCUCUCGAACUAUGUUGGCGUAUUAGGCAUGGCAGGGAUGACGGCGUAUGCAGGUCUGCUCAAGGUAGGAAAGCCAGUUGCCGGUGAGACCAUCCUCAUUUCUGCUGCAUCUGGCGCAGUUGGCCAGUUAGUGGGUCAAAUGGCCAAGAAUCUAGGACUUCGCGUUGUGGGAUCGGCAGGCUCGGAUGCCAAGAUCAGAUACCUCGUUGACGAACUUGGAUUUGAUGGCGCGUUCAACUACAAGACAGAUGACAUUGAUGCGAAGCUUACCGAGCUUUGCCCUAAGGGUAUCGAUAUCUACUUUGACAAUGUGGGCGGCCUAAUGCUGGAAAAAGCCAUCGAUCAUGCAAACCACUUUGCGAGAAUCCCUGUAUGUGGUGCCAUCACCCAAUACGACGACUUGAAGACCGGCUACCCGGUUAGCAACUUGCAUCAAAUCAUGUCCAAAGCUAUCACCAUCCAAGGCUUCCAUUUUACUCAAUAUGUUGACGAACUCGAGACUGAAUUUCUCGACAACGUCGCCAAGUGGCUCAAGGAUGGUUCUAUCAAAUAUGCCGAAACAGUAUCUAACGGAAUCGAGACUAUGCCUCAAGCGCUGUUGGAUGUGUUGAACGGCAAGACAUUUGGUAAAGGAAUAGUUAAAGUUGCAGAUUUGUAAUUAUAUUCUGUAUGCACCUUAUCUUUCUUUCCUCAUCAAUUGUAUGCUUCACGAUCAUUCCAAAUUCCAUUCAACAAAUUUUUACAGGCGUAUGUAUAACAG